Molecule: messenger RNA, 729 nt
Organism: Alternaria atra
Lineage: Eukaryota; Fungi; Ascomycota; Dothideomycetes; Pleosporales; Pleosporaceae
Exons: 3
Coding region: 1-729 (242 amino acids)
Biological process (GO): heterochromatin formation; leading strand elongation; DNA damage response
Cellular component (GO): epsilon DNA polymerase complex; CHRAC
Molecular function (GO): protein heterodimerization activity; chromatin DNA binding
Source: RefSeq, a predicted model, not a curated record
AUGCCGCCUAGGAAGAGCAAUGUAUCAGCGGUAUCAAACGAAGAGAGUCCCGCACCGCCCAAAUCGGUACCUCGAGAGGAGAGCUUAGGUGUCGAGGACCUGAACCUACCAAAGUCUAUAGUCCAGCGCCUGGCAAAAGGCGUCCUGCCACCAAAUACCCAAAUACAAAAAGAUGCGCUCCUCGCUAUGAGCAAAAGCGCAACCGUGUUUGUCAACUACAUCACAUCAACCGCCGCCGAAAAGGCACUCAGCAGCGGCAAGAAAACCGUCAUGCCGAAAGAUGUCUUCGACGCGAUGACAGAGUUGGAAUUCUCAUUCAUGCUCCCCCGCCUUGAAGCCGAAGUCACCAAGUUCACGUCGAUACAAGCCGAUAAGCGGAAUACGUACAGGAAGAAGGUGCGCGAAGAGAAGAAAGCCACGACUGGUACCGCCGACGUUGCUACUUCGACACCUGCAAAAGCAACUGCAAACGGGGAUGUGGUUAUGGAGGGUGCAGACGAUGGUGGUGAGAGGGCGACGAAGAGGGUUAGGCGGGAGAGUGGAGAUGCUGGAGAGGGUGAUGUUACAGAGGAGGAGGGGGAUGAGACACAAGAUGUGGAGGAUGAAGAGGUCGAGGACGAUGAGAUUGAGGAGGAGGUUGUUGGGGAGGAGUUGACAGAAGAUCCGCUUGAGGAGAAAGAAGACAACAAGGACGAUGAUGAUGACGAUGAUGGGAAUGAGAGCGAUUGA